AUGGUUGCCCCCAUUGAAAAUGCUGAAGAUUUAGCUAAACAGACAAAAAUCAAAUAUGGUUCCAUUCAAGGUGGUUCAACAACAGCAUUUUUUGAGGAAUCAAAUUUUUCCACUUAUAAACGUAUGUGGCAAUUUAUGAGUUCUCAGAAAGGUUUAUUAAUGAACAACACAGUUGAAGCAAUAAAACGUGUCAAACGAGAAGAAUAUGCUUUCUUACUUGAAUCAACAAUGAAUGAAUAUUAUACUCAACGUGAUUGUGAACUAAUGCAAGUUGGUGGACUUCUAGAUUCCAAAGGUUAUGGUAUUGGAUUACCAGAAGGUAAAAAAAAUUCUAUGAUUCGUAUUGUUUCGUCGAUUAUAAAAUUGAGCAUGCAUGUGCAAGUGUAA
Molecule: messenger RNA, 387 nt
Organism: Schistosoma turkestanicum
Lineage: Eukaryota; Metazoa; Platyhelminthes; Trematoda; Strigeidida; Schistosomatidae
Source: the annotation of a GenBank genome assembly